ACUGAGUUUCCACCUUGGUUACGCCGGAUCUACUGAAAUUACGCCGUUCGUCCGUCCAAAAUCGGCCAUGGGUUUGCUUGACCACUUGUGGGAUGAUACCGUUGCCGGGCCUCGACCCGAAAGCGGCCUUGGCAAGCUGCGAAAGCACUCCACUUUCAGUUUCCGGUCAAGCUCCGGCAAGGAAUCUGAUGGUGGGAGUGUGAGAUCGUACAGCGACGACUCGUCGGAGGAGGCGAUGAGAGUGACGCGUAGUAUCAUGAUAGUGAAGCCGCCGGGCUACCAGAAUGCCUCGCCUCCGGUUUCCCCUGCCGGCUCCACUCCUCCGGUAUCUCCCUUUUCCGGGGCAAGAGAGUCAUACCGUUUUCGAAGAAGGUCGACAUCUGAUGCAUACAACAAAGCAAGCGUGGUUGGACCAAAAAGCCCUUCUUCUCCUUAGGACGUGUGAGAUUUGACACUGUUUCUCGCUAGCUAUCUGCUGCUGUGUAGAAUCUUCACCAUGUUUGUAGCUUUAAGUCCUUGUAUUCCUCUAUGUGUGUGUGGUUGUAGGUUGCUUAUAUAUAUAGGUAACUUUGUUCUAUAAUUUAAAGUGCACUGGAUUGUAAAAUAGGACCCAUUAGAUGGGGGUAGGGCUUUUAUAUUAGAAGGCUGAACUCCCAUCUAAUGGUUAAUGUAGUGCAAUCUGCUACCAUUAGGACUGCACUACACUUUUUCAACAUAUAUAUAUAUAUAUAUAUAUAUUUGUGUAGAUGCGCAGCCCUGUCAUGGGAUCAGCUUGGUUAGGUUGUUUGCUUUUUUCUUUGUACAAAGGAUAGAAAUUGUAAUGUUACCAGAAUAAAGGUUUCUUCCUGGGUUACUCUUUACUUGUCCCCAUCUUUUGAUUUUGUGUGGAAUAGAAUUAUGAUGGAUUUGAUAUCACUUUGGUUAUGUUUGCUAAAGGAAUAAAUUUGUCUAUUGGAAUGAGGAAAAACAACCUAAUUCUAAUGGAAUCUGUGCUGAAAUACGAAAUCUGUGCUGAAAAACCGAAAUCUGGAAGCAUGUGCAGAGAAAAUCAAAGUAUGAAAAGUUGCAAUUGUUUGAGUAGGGCUGGCCGUGUCUUCCUUCUGUGCUGAAGUUCCCUUUUUGUUCCUCUUGUGCCGGCAGUUACUCAACCAUAGGUAGUUUGUUGGAGUAGUGGGACACCUCAUCUCUUGACCUAGUUUAAACUCCUUUUAGAUUUUGCCAUCUGGACUUUAUCAGAUAAAAUCCCCUUUUAAAU
Rubroshorea leprosula is the source of this 1255-nucleotide messenger RNA. Lineage: Eukaryota; Viridiplantae; Streptophyta; Magnoliopsida; Malvales; Dipterocarpaceae. The record is from the annotation of a GenBank genome assembly.